CACCAAAGUUCAUCAUCGCACACUCCAAUCCCCUCACUUCGUCCUCUUCCACUCGGUGGGGUUUUUGAAUGGCCCAUAAGAAGGCCCCUCUUCCUGCUCUCUCGAUCCUGGUCUUCAGAUUCCCAAUCGUUCUACAUCUUCACAAUGGGAGCUCUUCGGUGGCUCUCCAUUGUUGCUGCUGCAUCACUGGCUUCGGCCCUGACCCCCGAGCAUUUAAUUAGUGCUCCACGGAGAGACGAAGUUAUUCCCAAUCCAGUGGGGGCUCUUGGUCUCUUCUCGGUCUCCCAGUACUCCUUCGAGUCUCAUGCUGGAAGCUCCUGGUGGAGUCUACUUGACUUAAAGUCCGGGGAGACUAGCACUCUCACGAACGACAGUAACGUCUCUGAAAUCAUCUGGCUUGGCACGGAUGAUUCCACUGUUCUCUACAUCAACAAUACCAACGCAGACAUCCCCGGCGGUGUCGAGCUGUGGAUAUCAGAUAUCACGGACUUCCAGAACGGAUAUAAGGCAGCCUCUCUACCAGCGAACUUUCUGGGCCUCAAGACGGCUGUCACGGACUCGGGUGACGUGAAGUUUAUCCUCCGCGGCAAGGCCUAUGGCAAUGGCACAGCCUAUAAUGAGAAGCUAGCGGAAAAGUUCUUGAGCUCCGCGCGGAUUUAUGACAGUCUCUACAUCCGUCACUGGAACACGUAUCUCUCCCCACCUUCACAUGCUGUAUUUUCGGGGACGUUGCGCGGUUCCAACGGCACGGGUCAUUAUGUUUCGUCCGGAGAUCUUACCAACCUAGUGUCUCCCAUCAAGAAUGCUGAAAGCCCUUACCCCCCCUUUGGAGGAAACUCUGACUAUGACCUCUCGCCUGACGGCAACUGGGUCGCUUUCAAGAGCAAGGCACCUGAGCUACCUCGUGCCAACCUUACGACUUCCUACAUUUAUCUUGUACCCCAUGACGGGUCAAAGAAAGCAGUCGCAAUUAAUGGGCCCGAGAGUGCCGUGACACCUGCAGGGGUCCAAGGGGAUUCAAGUAGUCCCGUCUUUUCUCCGAACAGUGACAGACUAGCAUACUUCCAGAUGAACAACAGACAAUAUGAAUCUGACAGACGCACUCUGUAUGUCUAUACCAUUGGUGCCAAUGAGUCUAUCGCUACGCUCGCCAAAAACUGGGACCGCUCUCCGGACACAGUGGCUUGGGUUGAUUCAGACAACCUAGUUGUCACAAGUGAAGAUCUUGGUCGAACUAGACUAUUCUCUAUCCCGGCAGAUGCAGGAGAUGACUUCAAGCCUAAGAAUUUCACUAAUGGCGGCUCUGUAGCGGCCUAUCAUGUCUUGCAGGAUUCGACCCUUUUGGUCACUGGGUCGGCCAUCUGGACUAGCUGGACUAUCUACACAGCGAGCCCUAACCAAGGAAUCAUCAAAACCCUGUUGUCGGCCAACGAAAUUGAUCCUGAGCUAGCUGGAUUGAGCCCUGCUGAUGUUGGUGAAUUCUACUAUCAAGGUAACUGGACUGAGAUCCAUUCAUGGAUUAUCUAUCCAGAGGGCUUCGACAAGAGCAAGAAAUAUCCUUUCGUUCUUUAUAUUCAUGGUGGGCCCCAAGGCUCAUGGGCUGAUUCCUGGAGCACACGCUGGAACCCCAAGGUCUUUGCAGACCAGGGUUACGUAGUCAUCGCUCCGAAUCCGACAGGCAGUACUGGGUUUGGUGAUGAACUCACUGAUGCCAUCGCAAACGACUGGGGAGGCGCCCCCUACGACGACCUCGUAAAAUUGUGGCAGUACGCCCACGACAACAUCGACUUCAUUGACACAGACCACGGUGUAGCCGCCGGCGCCAGCUACGGAGGCUUCAUGGUCAACUGGAUUCAGGGCUCGGAUCUCGGCCGCAAGCUCAAAGCGUUGGUCUCCCACGACGGGACCUUCGUCGCCGACGCGAAGAUCGCCACAGAUGAGCUAUGGUUCAUCGAGCAUGACUUUAACGGCACCUUCUGGGGCAACCGUGACAACUACCGUCGCUUCGACCCUUCGGCUCCCGAAAGGAUUCUUCAGUUCUCGACCCCGCAACUUGUUAUCCAUAGCGACAAGGACUACCGACUUCCCAUCGCCGAGGGAAUUGCGUUGUUCAAUGUCCUCCAGGAACGCGGCGUGCCGAGUCGGUUCUUGAACUUCCCAGAUGAGGAUCACUGGGUCACCAACCAGGAGAACAGCCUGGUUUGGCACCAGCAGGUCCUCGGGUGGCUGAACCGGUACUCUGGCGUGGAGGAAUCGAACCCUGACGCGGUCCGGUUGGAGGAUACGGUGGUUCCGGUUGUGGAUUUUGAUUCUUGAAAAAAUUCAUUAUCAGAGCACAUCAAUUGAAUUCCCAGGAAAACCCAUGAAUCAUGGGAAACUGUGUUUCUGGGUGCUCACAAGUGUAUAGAUUGAAAUUUCAAGGAUUGUUCGCUGUAAUACGUAGAUGAUAUGGCGAACGACUUCGAUACAA
Messenger RNA from Aspergillus saccharolyticus JOP 1030-1, 2470 nucleotides. RefSeq names its product dipeptidyl peptidase DppV (gene dppV). The coding region runs from base 145 to 2316 and encodes 723 amino acids. The transcript has 8 exons. Gene Ontology annotation, molecular function: serine-type endopeptidase activity. Gene Ontology annotation, biological process: proteolysis. Lineage: Eukaryota; Fungi; Ascomycota; Eurotiomycetes; Eurotiales; Aspergillaceae. The record is from RefSeq and is a predicted model, not a curated record.